Messenger RNA from Thrips palmi, 1874 nucleotides. It is a transcript of the gene Pex14, whose product is annotated as peroxisomal membrane protein PEX14. Bases 323 to 1216 code for a protein of 297 amino acids. Gene Ontology annotation, cellular component: peroxisomal importomer complex; peroxisomal membrane. The record is from RefSeq and is a predicted model, not a curated record. Lineage: Eukaryota; Metazoa; Arthropoda; Insecta; Thysanoptera; Thripidae. Gene Ontology annotation, molecular function: signaling receptor binding. The transcript is spliced from 5 exons. Gene Ontology annotation, biological process: protein import into peroxisome matrix, docking.
CCUUUGUGUAUGUGUGAGUGUGUUAGUGUGCGUGUGUUAAUGCUGACCAAAAUAAAACGAAUGCUGUAAAGAAGUAUCGUCGAAACUUGCGAAACCCGAAACUAAAACGGAGAGCUCACAGACAUUAGUUGAACACCGUGACUCGACAUAGUUCAUUGGGAUGCUAGUCGAGUACCGGCCGGUGACUCAGUUUCUCUAUCUAUUGUGCGGGCAAUAUUCCUGCAUUGUCGUCUCUUUGUUCUUAGUUGUUUACUUUCAAACUAGAUAUUAAUUUGUUAAGUGUAUAUUUGUUGUUUCGUUGUUAAAAAGAAACUCUAUAAUAAUGGCAACAUCUGAAUCGGGAAUUCCUGCAGCGGAGUCAUUGCCUCGUGAAGCUUUAAUAGAUACUGCCAUCCGGUUUCUUACUAACCCCAAUGUGGUGGAUCGGCCUUUUCAUCAGAAGCAGUCGUUUUUAAAAAGCAAGGGUAUGACGGAUGAAGAAAUACGCAUAUCAUGUGAGCGUUCCAAUGUUCAAGUUUCUGUUCCCCAUCAAAGUCAGGGGUCUGUCAUUCCUAUGUAUGGUGUUCCUCAACAUGUUGUGGUCCCACAACAAUCAAGUGUAUGGAUUCGCCUCAGAGAUUUCAUGCACACUCUUGCUCUUCUUGGAGGCUUUGGAUAUGUCAUCUAUUGGAUUUAUAAGUCUUACAUCGAACCUUUCCUGUUCGGCCGCCCUAAACCAAAGAAAUCUGCUGAGGAAAGCCUUUCAUCAAUCGAGGAAGCUGUUACCAACGUCAGUCGUAGCACUAGUGAGUUGAGGUCAGAACUCCGGUCCGAGCUGAGCCGCAUAUCACAUGAACGUGAAUCAGGUGCUGUUCGAACUUUGGCAGAAAUCAAAUCUGACAUUGCAACAGUUAAAGGACUUCUUUUGAACAGACAACAGUUUCCAAGUGCUCCCACCACUGCUACACUAAGGACUGGCCUAAAUGUGAAACCAACUAUUCCAGCAUGGCAGAUGAGUACUGAGCAGAGAAAUAGUUCUCAGGAAGAUCAGGAGCAGAAUGGCAACAAGGUUUCACAAGGGGCAAGUAAGUCACUUUCUAUGGAUUCAUCAGAUGUCAAUGGCCAUAGUACAGCUGCCAAUGAAGAUAAUCUCCUCAAUGAAAGUGACACUAAUGGAAGUUCACUCAGUUCAACAUCUAAUGGCAGUGCCCUGAUGUCAGAGGUGGUGCCUGAGUGAAAGCAAAAAUCUACAUGUAUAUCAAACGUGAAGCCUACCUAUUUCACCAAAGUAGUAACACUGUUUAUAUUUUUAUAAAAUCAUGUUCCAUUUUUUUCUAGUAACUAGUCACAUGAAUCAACUAAUACUAAGCUCAUUGUUGGUUCAAAUUUUAAUUUCUCCAAGACUUUUAUGGUGAGGGUAAUUUACAUGAAAUGUAAAAUAUUGUUGUGUUGAAAUCAAGUUUUAACCAUUUUAAGUUCUUAUUUAAUCCCUUGAUCAAAGCAUAAAUCAACGUGUUUAAGCCAGUUGUAGGAUUUGUUUCUCAGUGUAACUGUAUUUAUCUAAUCACUCCAGCUGUUUUAUAUAUUUUUGUAAAGUGAUAAAUUGCAUUCCUAUGAAUUAAUUCAAAGCUGGUGAGGGUGGUAUUGUUGAAUAAUUCUUGUAUUUGGUAGUUGUUUUUUGCAAUUACUUGCCUGUGUUAAAAAUGUGAAACCUAUUGCCAUUAUGGUACUUCCAAUUUUACUGUUUCAACAGUCCUGUGCUCAAUUCCUUUCUUUAAUGCCACACGGUCCCCUCUGAAAAUUGAUCAAUUUAAUGAAGUUACAUUAUUCAAAUUUGAGGUGUGAACCUAGUGUGAAUUAUGGAACUAAAUAAAGCAGGGGUGUUUUGAACAAGA